Molecule: messenger RNA, 819 nt
Organism: Seminavis robusta
Lineage: Eukaryota; Bacillariophyta; Bacillariophyceae; Naviculales; Naviculaceae
Source: the annotation of a GenBank genome assembly
AUGUUUCUCAGUCAUCAAAUCUUGGACGUGGGAGUCAUCGUCACUUUGGAGUGUGGAGACGACAUUGGCAUGCAUGCCAACAGAGAAGUCAAGAAGACACUGCUGCUCACCUACUAUGACCCGAAGGGUAGUCUGGGGUGUCAAUUGGUCAACACAGAUAAGGGCUCGGAUGACCACAUGUUUCUGCCUGGUUACGCUGUGAUUGGCAAAUUAUUAAAAGGUGAAACAGUAGCUCGAAAGUUUGACGUUCGGGUGGGAGAUGUGAUUGUCGCCGUCAAUGGCACUGGGUAUCGUCGAUUUGCCCCAGAUUACAAAGAAGCAGAUGUCGAAUAUCUCAACAAGGACGAGGAAAAGGUAGAUGUUACCCUCGAUAAUGCCGUUGUAGCAGCUGGAGAAGCAUACAAUCAAUUGCUGUCCAAAAUCAAAGCCAUCAAGGCCGCUGCACCCGAUCCACCGCUCAUCCUCACACUGGAACGAUACGGUGGGACCCCGCUCCAAUUCAUGGCCUCGAUACUUGGCGGCACCGAUAACAACGUACGGAUUGGAAACUCUCAACGCAUUUACAAAAUCUUUGAACCAAACUACCCCGAGACACUCUUCAAGAUGGUCAUGUUCCCCGUAUCCAGCAUGGUGGGUCUGACGGCAAGGUCGCUUCUCAGUUUUGUAAAUGAAAAGACACAAUCCAAGUUCCUCAUCACAAACAGCCUAGACAAAGUAUGCGAGGAAUUGGGUUGGGAGAAACGGGAUGUCGACGACUGCGGCGGUAUCAAGGAGUUUAUGGAGAAGCACGAAAAAGUGGGAGACUCAUUUUUGUUUUAA